GAGCGAGGCAAGGGAGCAGAGCGCUGCUGGCGAGGGUCCCGGGCUGCCGGGAGACGCAGCGCAGCAGCAUGAAGUGCCUGCUCCGGAGCUCCGUCCUGCUGCUCCUGCUGCUGGCCGACGCUGCCAGAGGACAGGAGAGCUGUGAUGACCUGAAAAGGGGGGACAACAGCUACAACUGCUGUAACACCACCGUCAGCCUGGAGGAGGAAGGCAGAGAGAGCGUGAUGCUGUUUGCCUGGUGCAAGGAGCUGCAGCAGGCCAGCAAGCCAGCUUGCAGGUGCCUGAGGGAGAAGAUCCACAGGUUUUUGCAGUCUGCAAGCUUCUCCAGCGGCGAGAAGAUAGCAGGGGUGAAAGUGCUGCUGGUGAAUAUCAGCAGAGACAUCCUCCACGAUGUCGUCUUCUCCUUCUCCCCCUUGGAGGCCCCCAAGAGGAUAAACUCAACGGAGAGGGGGAACACAAGCAAAAUCCGACUCCCCAGGGAGCUCUUUCAGUCCAUGAGCAGCCGGACAGCCCAGGUGGUGGUGACGGUGCUCAACAUCAAGCAGCUCUUCAUGUUCAAGGAGACCAACCAGAAAGGGCAUGUCCUGGACAACACGGUGGUGGGCAUCACAGUGGGAGACAGGAGGGUCACUGGACUCCGGGACCCUGUUCAGCUCACCUUCACCCACGGGCAGCUGCCCCACCACGUGAGCCCCCACUGCGUCUUCUGGGACCCCAGCAAAGGCCAGGGAGGAGGCUGGAACACCAGUGGAUGUGUCACUCAGCUCGGGGACAAGGGGACAGUCUGCUCCUGUGACCAUCUGACCUUCUUCACCCUCCUCCUGAGUCCGACUCUGGACAGGUCCACAGCACGAGCCUUGAUGAUUAUUGCAAAUGUUGGCUGUGGGGUAACCGUGGUUUUCUCAGUCUUCUCCAUUGUCUUCUACAUCUUCUUAAGGUGCACAUACAAAAAGUUCAAGUCUGACGAAACCAUCCAGAUCAACAUGGCACUGCACAUGAACCUCAUCAGCAGCGUGUUCCUUCUCAACCUGACCUUCCUGUUCAACAACUGGAUCUCUAGCAUGAGCCAGCCAGGGCUGUGCAAAGGCAUGGGGGGCUUCAUGCACUACUGCCUGCUCUGCUGUUUCACCUGGAUGGCUCUGGAAGGCUGUCAUCUCUACCUCCUCUUCGUCAAAGUGCUUGGCACCUACAUCCAGCACUACCUGGUGAAGCUGUGCAUCGUUGGCUGGGGUUUCCCUGCUCUCGUGGUCAUUGUAGCAGGAAGCAUUGGCAGCUAUGGAAAAUAUAGCAUUCAGAGUAUAGAUGACCAGCCCAUAUUCUCCUUGUGCUGGAUCAGUCCUGAGCAUGUCAUGGUCCACUACAUCACAAAUUGCGGCUAUUUUGGCCUCAUCUUCCUCUUCAACACAGUGAUCUUUGGGGUGGUGGCCUGGAAGAACUACCAGCUGCAAAGCACUAGGGCUGCAAAGGAGAAUAGGAAGGCCUGGAAAGUGGGCCUGAUGGCAGUAGGACUCUUCUGCUUGCUGGGAGCCACCUGGUCUUUGGCAUUCCUCACCUAUGGCAACACUUCUGUGCCCAUGCGCUACCUCUUCACCAUCCUGAACUCCCUCCAAGGUGUCUUCAUAUUCAUCUGGCUGGUUGUCCUGUACUAUCCAAAGAAAGAAGAAGCAACUGGCUCCUCCUCCCAUAUCAUCAGAAACGACAAAACCACAACUGUUUCCCAGGACUAGCUGUUGGCCGGAUGUCUCUCCCUGCCAUCUAGUGUACCCACUGCAAGCAAGCUUCUAUUCUAAGGGACGUAGCUUCCCUCCGGAGAGCGAGGGCUGGGAAAGCAGCUGGGGACCCUGGCAGAGAAGCCUAGCUCCGGGGUCCUGACACGUGCCUCAGUUUCCCCUUCAGUGGGAGUGAGCCCCGAUAGCAGGGCUCUUCGCUUUGGUUGCCAUAUCCAAGUAGUCUGCCUUGGGCAUCACGAAGUACCUCUGUGCGAGGAGCUCUGGAUACAUCCCUUCUGCCAAAGUCCCUCUGGGCAACAACUUUCCCAUUGCCUCAGAAAUGGCCCUCAGCUCUCGUUUCCUAGGAACACCUGCCAGGAGAGCAGAGCCCUCGAGCUGCCUGCAUUCAACUUGGAUGGAGCAGUCCCAGUUUUAGCUCCUUACUCCCAGCAGAAGAGACAGAGUUUGGCACUGGACCAGCCUGGAGACUGGUAUCACUGCUGUACCCAGACUUUGCAGAUUGUUUGAGUCGGGGGGAAUUUACUUGCCCAGAGCCAGGAGGUUCAGGUCUGGGGAUUAGAAAAAAGCUAAACCCCAUGGACUUCUCAGCAAUACAGCUUCAAAAUGAACCGUGACAGAUUUUUUAGAGCAAGGGCUAUACUGUACUUCCAAGUACAAAGGCUGCUGUACUUCCAUCCUGCAAGAUGUUUUCUGCAACUAAAAUGAUCUCAGUGAGGAUACUUUAUUUCAACACUUCAAGCAUUAGGCAGCUGCAAUUCCUACGCACUCAGCCAGCUGCACCAUGGCUCCUCAGAGCUGCACUGGGUUCUUCACACUGUUUGCCUGAGCGUCUGCACAUAAACACACAACCAUCUUGCCAGGGAAAACAGUUGUCUCUUCUGUAUUUGUGCUUUAGUAUUAAAUCUCUAUCA
This is a messenger RNA of Dromaius novaehollandiae (emu), 2641 nucleotides long. It is a transcript of the gene ADGRG3, whose product is annotated as adhesion G protein-coupled receptor G3. Bases 69 to 1727 code for a protein of 552 amino acids. The record is from RefSeq and is a predicted model, not a curated record. Gene Ontology annotation, molecular function: G protein-coupled receptor activity; heparin binding. NCBI's taxonomy places the organism in Eukaryota, Metazoa, Chordata, Aves, Casuariiformes, Dromaiidae. Gene Ontology annotation, cellular component: plasma membrane. Gene Ontology annotation, biological process: adenylate cyclase-activating G protein-coupled receptor signaling pathway; cell surface receptor signaling pathway. The transcript is spliced from 13 exons.